Purpureocillium lilacinum is the source of this 1803-nucleotide messenger RNA. The record is from RefSeq and is a predicted model, not a curated record. NCBI's taxonomy places the organism in Eukaryota, Fungi, Ascomycota, Sordariomycetes, Hypocreales, Ophiocordycipitaceae.
AUGGGGGUUGCAAGCAGUCUUCUGCGGCGUGAUGUCGCAGCGAACACCUAUCAGCCCUUGAGCGUGACAAACAACCUCCCACAAAGGUACAUGCACGCUGUACUCACAGCGAGAAGCAAGUCUGUGUUGGGAACGCUCGACACUCCGUCCCUCGCGGCAUUCCAGACUGACAAUCCACUACCUAACGGCUACCCUUGGAGCCUAAUGAAUCUUGAUACCAAUUACUACAAUGACCACCCAAGGACUGGAGUUAUAAGGCGGUACGACUUUACGGUCAGCCGCAACACUAUCGCCCCUGAUGGAUACCAGGUGGAUGCCUUGCUUGUAAACGGAGCUUUCCCGGCACCUCUGAUGGAGGCUAACUGGGGCGAUACCAUACAAGUCACCGUGCGCAACAAUAUCUCUACUCCUGACGAAGGCACCGCACUGCACUGGCACGGGUUUCUUCAAACGGACAAGCCGUGGCAGGAUGGUGUGCCCGCUGUGACACAGUGCCCCAUUCCUCCGGGGAAGUCUUUCACUUACUCUUUCGAGGCCGAGCUAUACGGGACCGCCUGGUAUCACUCGCAUUAUUCUGCGCAAAGCGCUGGGGGUUUAUUCGGCCCCAUAGUAAUCCACGGGCCAACGGAAAAGAAGUACGAUAUCGACAUCGGCCCUGUCAUGCUCACAGAUUGGUUUCACAAGAAUUACAAUGACCUAGUCGAGGAGAUCAUGCAACCUAAUGGGAAUGGCAUAGUAUUCUCGUCGAAUAACCUCAUAAACGGAAAGAACGCCUUCGACUGCUCCACCGUUGCCGCUGGCGAUAAAACGCCGUGCGUCAACAACGCAGGUGUCGCCAAGUUCCGCUUCCAGAGUGGCAAGACGCACCGUCUGAGGCUGAUCAACACCGGGCCCGAGGCACUGCAGCGCUUCUCCAUCGACGGGCACAACAUGACCGUCAUCGCCAACGACUUUGUCACCGUGAAGCCAUACACCACAAACGUGGUGACGCUGGGCGUCGGGCAGCGCGUCGACGCGUUCGUCAAGGCCGACGGCCCCAGGGACGGUGCCUAUUGGAUGCGCGCCAACAUUUCCACAAAGUGUAGCCUGACGAACCAGCCGAACGCGCUCGCGGCCGUGUACUACGACGAGGCGGACGUGAAUAAGGCUCCCGAGUCGACGCCAUGGGACGUGCCGGACCCGGGAACUUGCGCCAACGACGACCUGGAGCUAACGCGCCCGACGAUGCAGCUCCGCGUCCCAGAGCCGGACCUGACGUACGUCAUGGAGGCCAAGUUCUUCCGCAACGAGACGGGGCACCCUCUGUGGUCGUUUGACCGCGUUGACUUUCGGGGCAACUAUAACAGCCCGACGCUGCUGAUGAGCCACCUCGGCAACUAUACUUUUGAGAAGAAGUGGAACGUGCGCAACACCAAGAACGCGAGGAGCGUCCGGGUGCAUCCGAUGCACUUACAUGGUUUCAACAUGUACAUCCUACAUGAGGGCAGUGGCCCCGACUGGGAUGGCACAAUCAUUCACCCUGAGAAUCCGCAGCGGCGGGACGUCAUACAGCUGCGGCCAAACGGGCACCUCGUGAUGCAGUUUGACGCCAGCCAGAAUCCCGGUACGCGAGCCCCAUAUCGUGUCUGGCCGUUUCAUUGCCACAUUGCGUGGCACGUCUCGGCAGGCUUCUUCACGCAGUUCGUGACGGGGGCGGAUGCGCUCAAGAAGAUGCGCCCACCGAGCGUCGUGGCGGAGACGUGCCGCCAGUGGGGGACGUGGACGAACACCAAUAUCCCAAUGCAGAUCGACAGUGGACUUUAA